This is a messenger RNA of Saprolegnia parasitica CBS 223.65, 535 nucleotides long. Its product is annotated as 40S ribosomal protein S20. Gene Ontology annotation, molecular function: RNA binding; structural constituent of ribosome. The coding region runs from base 70 to 438 and encodes 122 amino acids. NCBI's taxonomy places the organism in Eukaryota, Oomycota, Saprolegniomycetes, Saprolegniales, Saprolegniaceae. Gene Ontology annotation, biological process: translation. The record is from RefSeq and is a predicted model, not a curated record. Gene Ontology annotation, cellular component: cytosolic small ribosomal subunit; ribosome. The transcript has a single exon.
UGUAGUAUUUUCGAAUCGAUUGGGUUCAGGUUACCGCCGCAUUCGCUCCUCGAUCCAGAUCUAAAUACAAUGUCUGUGCAAAAGCCCACCAAGCAAGCUGCCUUCGAAGGCGAGGAGUCGCGCAUCCACCGCAUCCGCAUCACGCUCUCGUCGCUCAACGUCAAGAACCUCGAGAAGGUCUGCGCCGACUUGAAGAAGGGCGCCGUCGACAAGAACCUCAAGGUCUCGGGCCCGGUCCGUCUUCCGACCAAGAUCCUCCGCCUCACGACGCGCAAGUCGCCGUGCGGUGAGGGUACCAACACGUGGGACCGCUUCGAGAUGCGCAUCCACAAGCGCAUCAUCGAUCUCUACUCGCCGUCGGAGAUCGUCAAGCAGAUCACGUCGAUCUCGAUCGAACCCGGUGUCGAGGUCGAAGUCACGAUCGCCGACUCGAACUAAAUCACUCGACCAUCCUUGUGAUAACAUGAGACGUUGCGCCUGCGAAAGCACGCGUGGGGCAUUUGCACCGAUAUUCAAAUCUCCAGUCUUGUUUCUU